AUGCAGGCAGCGCCUAGAAGGAGCGAAGUCGAUGCGAAAGCCACCGCAUCGUUAUUCACACAAGACAAGAGCGACGAAAAGGCACCUCCGGGUAACGAUGAACUAUACUCGAUCUUCCCAGCCAGUACACGCACGCAUCUAACUUACUCUCUUGGUAUCAUAUUGAUUCUCUCUACCCUAACAGCGACCAUAUAUUUCCCGCUCAUUCCCACACUAAGUACACACUUCUCCGUCUCUAUCCAAGCCAUCAACUUGACCGUCACCGUAUACGCCAUUUGCCAGGCCAUCUCCCCGGGUAUCUUCGCCUCACUGGCGGACUCGUAUGGAAGGCGUCCCGUACUGCUGGCGCUGGUUUUGAUAUACGCUCUAGGCAGCCUAGGCCUCGUGCUCAACAAGAAUAGCUAUGCAGCGUUGAUGGCACUCAGAGCUGUGCAAAGUAUCGGGGGAAGCUCGAUUCCAUCAAUUGCAUAUGGGAUUGUGGCAGAUGUGGCGGUUGUGAGCGAGAGGGGCAAGAUGCUGGGACCUAUGCUCGCUACGUGUAACGGCAUUAGUGCGGUGGGACCAGUGAUUGGUGGUGCCCUUGCGUUGAAGACGGGUGGACACAAGUGGGUAUUUGUGGCGUUGCUAAUUAUUGCCGUUGCAUGCUUUCUAGCUGUCGGGUUCACGUUGCCAGAGACGUCAAGAGUAGUUGCAGGGAAUGGAUCACGAGCUGUGCAUGGGAUUUGGAAGACGUGGAUGGAUGUUUUACGGGGAAAAAAGAAGCAGAAAGAAGAUCGCAAGCAGCGCAUUACGCAUGAAAUAAACGUCCCAGUGGUUAAAGCAAGUCAGAGUCUCCGGCGAGUCGUCGACUCGCUGCGCAUCAUACUCCACCCCGACGCCGCUGCUAUACUCCGGAUGAUCGCAUCCUCCUACGGCGUCUACUACACUUUCCAAGUCGCCAUCUCUGUUAUCUUUGCCGAUGUUUACGCCUAUAACGAACUCCAAAUCGGUCUGGCUUUUCUCCCUGGGUUAUCAGGCAUGACGAUUGGAGGCAUCAUAGCUGGACGACUCAUCGACGCGAACUAUGCCAAAGCGGCGCAGAAACAUAACAUCGACAUCUCGCAAACAGAGAAGCUGGAUUUGACAGACUUCCCAAUAGAAUAUGCAAGAUAUAGAAUGAUCGUCCCCUUUAUCGUUGCACAGACGGCCCUGGUCACGAGUUACGGAUGGGCCGUCCAACAACACGUCCACCCCGCUGUACCGAUCAUCUUGCAAUUCUUCAUUUGCGCGCUGUCUACGCUCCUGAGUCACACUGCCAGCGCUUUGCUCGUAGACGUAUUUCCCGACGUACCUAGUACGGCGUACGCGUCGAGCCAGCUCGCGAGAUGCGGGUUCAGCGCGGCGUCAGCGGCCAUUAUCGAGCCGUUAGUGAAUGCAGUCGGGCGUGGUUGGUUUUUCACUAUCUUUUCAUUGUUCACGGGACUAAGCUGUCUUUUUUGUGUGGUUGUGAGUCGGUGGAAAGGAAUAGAGUGGCGGAGGAAAAGACUUGACGCGAAGAGUAGAGCUAGCGCCAGUCAUCCGUAG
Cucurbitaria berberidis CBS 394.84 is the source of this 1563-nucleotide messenger RNA. RefSeq names its product MFS general substrate transporter. The record is from RefSeq and is a predicted model, not a curated record. NCBI's taxonomy places the organism in Eukaryota, Fungi, Ascomycota, Dothideomycetes, Pleosporales, Cucurbitariaceae. Gene Ontology annotation, biological process: transmembrane transport. Gene Ontology annotation, molecular function: transmembrane transporter activity. The transcript has a single exon. The coding region runs from base 1 to 1563 and encodes 520 amino acids.